GCAGCUAGCUAAUCACAGAAAACCCGGGCGCACUAGGUGGUCACCACGCCCUCUUCCCCGCCCAGGGAAUCGAGCAAAGGGCAGCGCCAACCACCGGGCCAAUGGCGCGAGGGGGUGAAUGCACGGGUCCGAGACACCAAGCCUCACACACGGCGGUUGGAUUUCCAGGCUGUCUUCACCAUGACGGCUUCAGUCAUUGAAUGUCUGGAGCUUCAGCUGCUGGAGGUGGAAAUGAUGUAUUCCAUGUUCCCGAACAAAGGAGAGUUCUGUCUUGAGGAUGCCAAUGCCCUCAGACGCGUGAAGUCCUACCUGAAAAACCCCACUGGACCCCUGCCCCCCAGAAUUGGGUUUGUAGUUAUGGUAACGGACUAUCAGGGGGACGUUGAAUUGCAGGUUGGCUUUCCUCACAACUAUCCAAAUGUCAAGUUGCAGCUCUUUGGGCGAUCGUACUACCUUGACAGGAAACAGCAGUUGCUGCUUAAUCAAGAUCUUACUGCCUACAUCUCAACCUUUGAUGCUGGUGAGCUGUGCGUCUGUGCGGCAGUUCAGUGGCUGCGGGACAAUAGUGGCCCCUAUUUCCGGAAGAGUAAGCUCUUUACUGAACCUGUUGCGAAGGUGAAGAUCGUGAAGGUCAUGUUUCAUCGGAUGUGGAUCUACAGCCACCAGAUAUGUCGUCCAGAACUGCGAAAGAGGAUUUGGGACUGUGCAAAACGACUCAGUCUGACUGGGUUUUUUCUGACAGGGAAGCCAGGUAUAAUUUGUGUGGAGGGCAAAAAAGAGCAGUGUGAGGAAUUCUGGCACACAAUCAGAUAUCCCAACUGGAAGCAUAUUUCCUGCAAGCAUGCUGAAACUGUGCAGGUAGAGGGUAAUGGGGAUGAGCUGCGCAUCUUUCAAACUUUUGAGGAAUUGCAGUUUGAGAGCCAUGGUAAUUUCAGGCAUGAUUACCACAUGGAUCUGGGCAAGUUCUUGGAAUACCUCAAACAGCAUAAGAGUGAACAUAUUUUCCAGAUGUUAUUUGGCAUUGAAAGCAAAAGUUCAGGACGUUAGAAAUAUGUUCACAGAGCAGCAUUUGGAAUUUUUCAAGUUUUUUUCCACUGAGAAUAAAAACUUGAGUUUAAAUGGAAUUCAUUUUGUGUGUUAGCUCCUGCAGUAUAGAAGCAAGCUUUUUGUUUUUUUCAUCCCUUUUUUUCUUUUUGGGGUAGAAAAGGAGGUGUGCAGUGUAGACCUAUUAUUUUUAUUAGGAAACUCAAUGUGGAAAGUCCCUCCACUGAUACAAUUCAACAACUCAUUUAACAUUUAAUCUGAGAGGUUAUGGAACUUGCCCAUGAUAAAAUAACUAGUAUGUUGGAGAGGCAGAAUUGAAUGCUGGUCUUUCAGACCUUUAGACAGUAUUGCCUCUUAGAAAUGGUACGUAUCAUUUAAAGGAUUAGUGACUUUCUGCCCUUCAUGCUUUUCUAGCACUAGGUUGCUUUGCUUACUGAGUACUGGGUCAUUAGCACCCUCUGUAGCCUAGCUUUAUGUUCUCUUUGUAUCUGAUGUAGCACCAAACACAGUCCAUGCUAGGUACAGUGUAGAUGUAUAGAAAUAUUUGUUUGUUAAUUAGUGUAAAUGCCGUCGGGCACCCAUGGAGAUUCUAGGUCACUGGGACCAUUGUAAAUAUUCAGUUUGGGAUUGUUACGAGCUCUAGGAAACCACAACCAUUACAGUGAAUCUGUUGUGCUCUGACCGACUGCCAGGUAGGGAGCUUUUAUGUAGGUAAAGAAAAUAUGGGGUUCUUAAACUGUUGCAGGAGCCUUCUGGUUCAUUCUAGAUCCUGUAAAGUGCCUGAAAGCAAGAACAAGAACACGUUCACCCCAUUUCAUCUGUCCAGGGUGUGGAGCAGGGGGCAGCCUGUAGAAAGUUCCUGGCAGGAACCUGCAGAAGGCUUAGUCUGAGGGCUGCUUCAGCACACAGGGAAACAUCGGGUGCUCUUACCAGAAUGCUGUGCCUGGGAAGUUCUCCAUCAAGGGAGAAGCAGAAUUAGCUCACAGACUAGAAAGGGAUAAAGACAAACAGAAAAACAGCAAAUUUAUUUUAAGUACAUCUGAGAAGUUCAGAACAAAGCAUUUUGGGAUUAUGAAGAAAGGGUCAUUUUUCUCACAACAGUGAUCCAGAAGGCUAAACUAACAUCCUAGCUAAAGUAAGUUGAGAUUGUGAUGGCAAACAAAUGAAAGGAGCAGAACUUUUUAAAAAUAGUAGGAACUAGUGUGGGAUAUGGGCAGAUUCUGGCAGAAUUUUGUUCCGACUAAUUCCCUGGACUGAUUAUCUCAUUAGUUUAGAAUAUGGUGCUAAUGAGCAUUCCAUAGUUGUGAGUUAAAUCCUUAAGCAGGAAAGUAAGCUUCCUACCCUAUUAACAUGACCAUAAGCUGAAAUUGUAUCUUUGACCAGCUUCUUUGCAAGGAUGUAUCAUUUGCACAGCAAAUGUUAAAUAUUGUGGGUGGCUUAGACCAGCCUUAUACCAGAAUGAUGUAGAGAAGAGAACACUGAAUUUUGAGUCACAAGACCUGGUUUUGAACUCUGGGUUUGCUCUUUAAUAUUAUGUUACCUUUAACAUAGGCCUUUAACUUCCCUGGGAUUCAGUUUCCUCGUCUAUAAA
Molecule: messenger RNA, 2635 nt
Organism: Vombatus ursinus (common wombat)
Lineage: Eukaryota; Metazoa; Chordata; Mammalia; Diprotodontia; Vombatidae
Gene: RWDD2A
Product: RWD domain containing 2A
Exons: 3
Coding region: 181-1047 (288 amino acids)
Molecular function (GO): protein binding
Source: RefSeq, a predicted model, not a curated record